Etheostoma cragini (Arkansas darter) is the source of this 1201-nucleotide messenger RNA. RefSeq names its product tetraspanin 4b (gene tspan4b). The coding region runs from base 281 to 979 and encodes 232 amino acids. The record is from RefSeq and is a predicted model, not a curated record. Gene Ontology annotation, cellular component: membrane. The transcript is spliced from 8 exons. Lineage: Eukaryota; Metazoa; Chordata; Actinopteri; Perciformes; Percidae.
AAGAUGCAGCUCUAGUAACAAAAGGAAACAAAAAGAAGAGGAAAAGCUUCCAUGUGGGGAAAUAACAUUUAAUCAACAUAACGUUCGAAGAGGACAAAGUAGUUGGGGAAAGCGGGGAGACACGCCACUGAAGAGGAGGAGGAGGAAGAGAAGAAAAAGAGAAGCUUGGCUGGGUUAGAAGCCGAGGAAAAGGAGCUCUGGAAAGGAAAACUAACACCAGGAGUUACCAGGAGAAGCGGGACAAAGACGAGAUUUGGAAGAUUUGAAACCCAUCUUCAGGAUGUCGGUGUCCCGGAGGUGUUUGUGCUGUGUCAAAUAUCUGAUGUUUGUCUUCAACCUCAUCUUCUGGCUAGGAGGAUGCGGCCUGUUUGGCAUCGGCGUGUGGCUGUCCUUCACCCAGGCCGAGUUCUCGUCCCUCCCCCUGUCCUUUCCAUCGCUCUCCGCCGCCAAUCUGCUGCUGGUCGCUGGCGGCAUCACCAUGGUGACGGGCUUCCUGGGAUGUCUGGGAGCUCUCAAGGAGCAGCGCUGCCUGCUGUUCAUGUUCUUCGUGAUCCUGCUGCUCCUGGUCCUGACAGAAGUCACGCUCGUGUUGGUGAUACACAUCUUCCAUGACAAGCUGGAUUCCAAAGCACAAGGCGAAUUAAAGGAAGGGAUGACGAUGUAUGAAUCAGAACCUGGACUGAAACAAUCCUGGGACAAUGUCCAGAAGAUGUUCAAAUGCUGUGGAGUGACCAACAAAACGGACUGGUACGCUGUGCUGAAUGGAACGCUGCCCUCGUCCUGCUGCUCCGUGGGGACAAAGCAGUGUGUGGACGGGUGGACGGAGCCCUGUUAUCAGAAGGCCAGGCAGUGGCUGCUGGACAACAUCUCGUCAGUGCUGGUGUUUGGAGGCUGCAUUGGUGUUGUGCAGAUCCUGGCCCUGCUGUUCUCCAUGCUGAUGUACUGUCAGAUUCUGUGUGCGGAGAAGCACGUGGACUGACUGCAGACCAGCUGGCCCUGGCUCCCAUGGGAGGGCUGAUCCCAGACUCCUCUGGGAUCCCAACACACCUCCACCCAGACACGUGCUCCACAGGCGCCCAAACACUACUGUUACCCCAUGGAUCUCAACCUAUCAGCGGGCCCGGUGGACAGUACACUAGAACCAGACCACAUAGAUGUGAUAUAGUGACAGUUUAGCAUGCUUUAUGUCACAUUUUACCAC